This is a messenger RNA of Anthonomus grandis grandis, 1171 nucleotides long. RefSeq names its product short-chain dehydrogenase/reductase family 16C member 6-like. Gene Ontology annotation, cellular component: lipid droplet. Lineage: Eukaryota; Metazoa; Arthropoda; Insecta; Coleoptera; Curculionidae. The transcript has 7 exons. Bases 159 to 1127 code for a protein of 322 amino acids. Gene Ontology annotation, molecular function: oxidoreductase activity, acting on the CH-OH group of donors, NAD or NADP as acceptor. The record is from RefSeq and is a predicted model, not a curated record.
UCAAGACAACGUUCAUUUAUUAUAAUUCCUUAUGAAUAAUUUUUUAUCUUAAAAGUUAACUUUAUCUUUCCUUAUUAUUUGGAUUGAUUAAAAGUCAAUGAUAAUUGGUCCUCGAAUCAUACUCGCGUUAACAAGUAUCGGCUAGACACACGAAAAAAAUGGACACCAAAGAGCUUAUACUAGAUGCAGUCAACUGCAUCCUUAAAUUAUUGUUCUUCUUUUUCAUACUCUUACCAUACUUCUACUUCGAGGCAUUGAUCAACAAAUUCACCAAAAAAGAACCGAAAUCGGUCAAAGGAGAAAUCGUACUGAUCACUGGCACCGGUCGAGGUAUAGGAAGACUAUUGGCAAUAAAAUAUGCCAAAGAGGGAGCCACUGUGGUCUGUUGGAACAGGACCGAGGAACUUAACAAUAAAACUGUCGAGGAAAUUAAACAGCUUGGAUAUCCCAAUGUAUAUGGUUAUAAAGUAGAUGUAUCAAACAGAGAAAACGUAAUGCAAACGGCCCAACAAGUGCGAGAACAAGUCGGCGAUGUGACGAUAUUAAUAAACAACGCAGGCAUAAUGCCCCACCACUCGUUCCUGGAUCACACCGAGCAGGAAAUCAGGAAAAUAGUGGACACUAACUUAAUGGGACACUUCUGGACCAUCCAAGCAUUUUUACCUGCAAUGAAGAAGAACAAUAAGGGGCAUAUCGUCGCGUUAUCUUCAAUGGCUGGUAGAUUAGGGCUUAUGAACUUGGUCCCUUAUAGUGCUUCCAAGUUUGCCAUCAGAGGGCUUAUGGAAGGGUUACAGGAAGAAUACAGGCGGAUUCCUAAUAAUAACGUACAUUUUACCACCAUCUACCCUUAUAUGGUGGACACCGGUUUAUGUAAAUAUGUGGAAAUUACCCAUCCAUCAUUGUUAAAAAUGUUAAAAGCUGAAAAAGUGUGCGAGGAAAUUUUCCAGGCACAAACCCUUAAUAAAACUCACGUGAGGCUAGACAAAUUUGUGGAUAUCUUCGGUAGUAUUAAGGAAAUGUAUAUACCAACCAGGGCGGCCGAAUACUUGUCGGAUAACUUUAGGACCGAUUUGCUCUCCGAUUUGGAAAUGGACCAAAACGGACUGGAAACCAAUAAAACCAAAUAAAUUUUUUUUAAUAAAUUAUUUAAGAAAAUAAACGAUUAAUUGGC